GAAAACUGAAUUUUUCGUUGCCAAUGGCAACCUCGACUCUUUCAUUGAUUGAACAUGAAUUGUUGACUAAAUAUAUUCAUCAAUGAACAUAAGUCAUUUUUGACAAAUCAUAUUUUGAUCACUAAAAUCUAACUCUGUUAAAAAUUUCUACAUGCGGCCAUUCAAAAUUGGAACAAAUGGCCACAACAACUAUAGACAUUGCCGAUCCAACAUUCCUGAAAUGUUUCCAGAAUCAUCGUUUCUCCAUCAAUUGGAUUUCAUUCUCACCGAAUUCUCAAUAUCUAUGUUCAGCUUCGGAUGAUAAUAAUGCUAUGCUUUGGCGUCUAGAUGAUGAACAACGCACAAAUACAUGCUAUAAAUUUGUUGGUCACAAGAAUUCCGUUACUUCAGUUGCAAUGACCGAUAGUUUUAUGAUUUCUGUAUCCAAAGAUUGUACGGCACGACUUUGGCGAAUCAAUCAAGAUGAUGUUAGCAAUUGUUCAUCCGAUUCGAUACAAUACCGAUGUCAUAAAUCGCCCAUAAACAGUGUUCAUAUCAAUAUGGAUGGUAGUCAAUUCUGUACGGCCAGUGAUGAUCAAACGGUGAAAGUAUGGUCCACUGCUUGUGCCAAUAAAUUACUAUUCACCCUAAGCGGUGGCCAUUCCAAUUGGGUUCGUCAUGCUCGAUACUCGAAAUUAAAUGCUAAUCUUUUGUCAUCCUGUGCUGAUGAUGGUACGAUAUGCAUUUGGGAUAUUCGAUCCAAAGAAGCGGCCAUCCGCCUCACAUCGAAACGACGAUCCACUCAUUUUCUUGGCGUUCAAUGGCAUCCAACAUGUGAGUACAUAAUGUCAUCAUCAAGUUCGGAUUGUCUUUUACGAAUCUGGGAUCUACGAUACGAAAAAACGAUACAAUUCUAUCAGCUACACAAUGGUAUUGUAUCGUCUAGUGAUUUCCAUCCAAAUGGCAACUAUUUAAUCAGUUCGUCGAUUGAUCAUACUUGUAAAAUAAUCGAUUUACUCGAAGGUCGAAAUCUGUUCACGCUAAAAGCUCAUACCGGACCAGUCAAUUGUGCUCAAUUCUCACCUGAUGGAAAAUAUUUUGCAACUGCUGGUCAGGAUCAUGUCAUUCUAUUAUGGCAAAGUAAUCUGUCUAACAUUGAUGCUAAUGAACAUUCCGAUAAUGAUGACGAUGAUGAUGAUAUCAGAAGCAUUGGUUUUGAUCCAACUCAACAAAUGAACAAUGCAUUCGAUGUGACCACCAAAAGCAGUAGUAACACGAUGGCGUCGAAAAAAAUGAAUGGAAAUUCAUCAGAUGAUUUACUCGGUGAACAUUCAUUAAAAGUGACCAAUUCUGUGAGCAUACUAAAAUGCAUACUUCAACAAUUGGAAACUAUGACUGAUUCGAUAUUGCAGAUUGACCAACGAUUAACGCAGCUCGAGGAGAAAUUUCAAUCCAUUUCGUUCACUAAGAAUUGAUCUCUAGAUUUAUGCCAAGUUGGGUGCUAUUCAUAAAAUAAUUUAAUUUUUUUGUUAACAUAUCUUAUAUUUUCAUGUUAUUGUCAUUAGUCAUUUACAAUAUAAAGAAAAAAUUCAAUGAACAAAUCGUUUAUGCAAAACAUUAACAAAAUGAUUCCGUAAUCGAAUUCGAAAAUGA
This is a messenger RNA of Dermatophagoides farinae (American house dust mite), 1632 nucleotides long. RefSeq lists its product as uncharacterized. The record is from RefSeq and is a predicted model, not a curated record. Gene Ontology annotation, molecular function: protein binding. NCBI's taxonomy places the organism in Eukaryota, Metazoa, Arthropoda, Arachnida, Sarcoptiformes, Pyroglyphidae.